AUGAAUCAAACCAUCGGUCCCGAUAGCUGCUUCCCAAAUCUCACCGCAGCACAAGUCAAAGAAUUGCAGAAAAUAAAAUCGAAGGCUCUGUUUCCCGUUUAUCGCCUUUACUUUGCAUGGAUUCCGCUACCGCUGAUUGUUGUUGCGCUUUUGCUGACCAUUCUGUUCGCGUUCGUCUCGUAUGAAGCGAUUAAGUGUCGUCGAGUCAGUCGAAAAUGCUACAUUUUCAUAAUCAAUCGAGCCAUUGGUGACAUUCUAUCGUGCGUAUUCUUUUUGCUAUGUGCAAUCCACUUGCUUACAACCGAUCAAGAGAACUUCAAUAUACACAUAUUCAUUGCGUUGGUGAUACUGUGCGGUGGAUGUUUAUGGACUGCGAUGGUAUCGUACGUUAGUUUGAGCCUGAUCAAACUAUACGCCGUCUAUAAGCCGCUGAACUAUCGAUCAACAUUCAGUACGAAGCGAUGUAUGCUUUUGAUAGCAAUCGGGUAA
Messenger RNA from Anisakis simplex (herring worm), 489 nucleotides. NCBI's taxonomy places the organism in Eukaryota, Metazoa, Nematoda, Chromadorea, Rhabditida, Anisakidae. The record is from the annotation of a GenBank genome assembly.